GAGGAAAUAUUAAACGUACUGCCAACGUUACACGAAUAACCAAGACGGCAGUGGCACACAGCAGAGUCGUGUGAAGCUCAGGACUGUGUGCGUGUGCGCGCGCGUGUGUGGGAGUGUUGAAGUGGGAGUUGAGGGGGCUACAGUAUGAGAAGUAACGUCGCUGGAGGAGCAGAUGUGACGGCCGAACUGUUGGAAGCAGAUGUUAACUAGCGGAGGAGACGUUAACGGGAAUAACCGGAUUAUGAGGAUUUGAGGAGGAGAAGUCGCCUGAACCCGGUGUCAAACAUACACACACACAGCGGGGAGGAUUAAGUUCCGGGCGCCGUCGCUCCUCUCACCGCGCUCCGGGGGUCUGUCAUGGGCAUCGACCGGCGGCGGAGAGCCUCCCUGGCUCUCACCUUGAACUUCCUGGCGCUGUUCCUGGCCGUGUCGGCUCUCACCACCAGCUACUGGUGCGAGGGCACGCGUAAGGUGGUGAAGCCGUUCUGCACCGGUCUGGUGACCACCAAGCAGGCGUUCUGCAUCAUGUUCAACAGCUCCAACAUCAACGACACGCGGCUGGUGCAGUACAUAUGGGAGACCGGCGAGGACAAGUACGUGAUGAGGAAGUUUCACACCGGCAUCUGGUUCUCCUGCGAGCAGAACGUCAACAUGACCGGUGAAAAAUGCCGGAGUUUCAUUUAUGUGGCGCCGGCGAACGAAAGAGGAGUGCUGUGGCUGUGCAUCGUUGCAGAGUGCCUGUACAUCCUGCUGCUGGCCACUGGGGGCAUCCUCAUGUCUUUAGAAGUUUGUCACAUCGGCAACGUCAUUGACGGCCUGAAGCUCAACGCCUUCGCUGCCAUCUUCACCGUGCUCUCAGGUCUGCUAGGUAUGGUGGCCCACAUGAUGUUCACCACAGCCUUCCAGCUGACCGUCAGUCUGGGUCCAGAGAACUGGAAACCUCAAACGUGGGACUACAGCUGGUCGUACAUACUGGCGUGGAGCUCCUUCACGGCCUGCAUGGCGUCCUCGGUCACCACCAUCAACCGCUACACCAAAACCAUCCUAGAGUUCAAGCACAAGCGCAGGAACAUUGAGAAGAACCUGAAGAUCAAGCAGAAGCUGCUGGAGCUGGAUUCUCCGGAGCAAGUGUGGGACAUGUACAUCAGCUCGGUGCCGAGCACUGCCGAAGAGCUGCUGGACCUGUCGACGAGCGGCCGCAAACUCUCCAACACCUCCAUCUUCCUGGACCUCAACGACCUGCCCGACCCGCAAGGAGAGGAGUACUGCUAGAGGAACCGGGUCUUGAGACGCGACAACAUGGAUGUUACGCUCUGCGUGGUACAGUGUGAAUACUGUAAAAAAGGCUAGCUGAAAGUUUAAACUUUUCUUUUCCUCCACACGACUUUAUACGAUCCACUUCCCGUUCUGCUUUGCUCUCUGCCAGCUUUUAAGAUGUGAAGAUGGAUGCUUAACAUGCUGAUUCUGCUGGUUUGAAUGAAGGUUUAGCUGGUAGGUCCAACCAUCUGGUCAAUCUGAAUUUAACCUUGGUGCUAAUCCAAGGUAGCCACUGUGGGACCAAUGGGUCUGUGUGGAUUUCACCAGCAGCGUACACUGUGUUAUUUCCUUGUAUUAAAACAUCAGCUCUGUUUUUCAAUGUAUGCUUUGAGAUGCUGUAUUUUCUAAUGUAUGUGGAACAUAAAACAGUCGAGAGUCGAUACAAAUUUGCACCAAAUUCUUGGCAGUUCCCAGGAUUGCACAGAUGCUUUAAAUUUUUUUUUUUUGUUCCCUGCUUUGUAAAUCUGCUUUACCAAGCAGACUUUACUGAACUUGGUGUCAGCGUGAAGCACAGCAACAAAAUGAAUCUAUUCUGAAUCUUCAAGACGGCAACACAGGGUUAGGGGUGCACCCCGAGUCCUUUUAAAAAUAAACAGUUGAGUCAUAAAUUAAACAAUAAGUUAGAGUUUUUCAAAUAUGGAUGUAUAACCUUUAUUUGAGAGUCAAACUUGGAUUGUCUUUGUUUUUUAUUCACUUUAGCUUCCUAGCGAAGUGAAUACUCAUGCUAACUAGCAAAAAAACUAGCUGGCUAACAUGUACCUUGAUGACUAUUGUUUUUGUUUUUUUGUCUCAAAAGACCAACUUAUGUACAAAGUUUCUAUAUUUUCCAUGCAAUUUGACAUAUGAAAACAAAUUGAUAGUUAAUUUUUUUUCAUUAUGAGCAAUCAAUAUCUUCCCUCCUAGAUAGAGUCUGAAAAGUCAAUCAAUGCUUUGAAAAAGUGUCUGCCCAAUUACACAUUUCUUUUGUUUUCAUCACAAUCAGAUGUUUUAGGUGAUGGAUCAAAUGUUAAUAUCACGCAAGGUUAAUCAGAGAUGGAUAAAUAAUUUUAAAAAUGGAAAAAUACAAUUUAAACCAGUCUGACCGUAUGUGAGGCUGUGAUUGACCCAAGACAUCCUGGCAAAAGUUCUGGCUCAUAAAUCCACAGAACAAUUUCCCAUAAGCCUUGGGCAUCAUCGAGAUUCUUUGGGGAGCAAAUGUGAGAGAGCAUUUGUGUUCUUUUGAGCCAGGACUUGUUUUGUUUUACAUUAGAAACCUUCUGGAUGAGUAACUGAGGCGUUCUCAGAGUAAUUUUGAACAACCUGCCUUUCCUGCGAAAGUUCACCUGUGUUCCAGGAUUUCUCCAUUUGCUGUUCCAAAGCCUCAUCUAUGGCUUUAUCACUGACUUUCUGAUGUGUUUUAAAUGUUUCUACAUCAGAGCAUAAUUGUUGCUUUUUGGGAGCUUUUGUCCUACUUCAUGCUGUCAGACUAGUUGGAUUUAAGUGAUUUAUGGAUUCCUCAGAUCAAGCAGUAAUGAAUUUGGUUCAUUUGGCUCAAAUGAACCAAAUUCAGUCGUCUGAAA
Molecule: messenger RNA, 2876 nt
Organism: Poecilia latipinna (sailfin molly)
Lineage: Eukaryota; Metazoa; Chordata; Actinopteri; Cyprinodontiformes; Poeciliidae
Gene: gsg1l2b
Product: gsg1-like 2b
Exons: 5
Coding region: 358-1272 (304 amino acids)
Cellular component (GO): plasma membrane
Source: RefSeq, a predicted model, not a curated record